AUGUCAAGCAGCUUAGCCCCAUACUCGUUCUCACAGCCGGCGUCAUCGUUGCAUUCUCUUUACAUGUCGUCCCACAGCGUUUCGCCUCCCGCAUAUGGGGGAGCGUAUGUGCCGGUCAUGACGAACUCUGCACGACAUCAGACAUUCUCACCCACCCUCACAUUCUCACCCGCCCUCGCAUAUUCACCCGCCCUCACAUCUUUAACUGCCCUCACACGUUCACCCGCCCUCGUACCUUCACCCCUUGCGUUUGAUCAGUCUCUUCAACGCCUUCCUGCCAUUCCUGUAUCCCGCCCUCAAAGCACACGAAGAUAA
Molecule: messenger RNA, 315 nt
Organism: Suillus discolor
Lineage: Eukaryota; Fungi; Basidiomycota; Agaricomycetes; Boletales; Suillaceae
Exons: 1
Coding region: 1-315 (104 amino acids)
Source: RefSeq, a predicted model, not a curated record